Molecule: messenger RNA, 5830 nt
Organism: Erinaceus europaeus (western European hedgehog)
Lineage: Eukaryota; Metazoa; Chordata; Mammalia; Eulipotyphla; Erinaceidae
Gene: TFPI
Product: tissue factor pathway inhibitor
Exons: 7
Coding region: 269-985 (238 amino acids)
Biological process (GO): negative regulation of peptidase activity
Cellular component (GO): extracellular region
Molecular function (GO): serine-type endopeptidase inhibitor activity
Source: RefSeq, a predicted model, not a curated record
CUCUGAAACCAGCUCUGAGACUCCUCUUGGCUCCAACAGUCUGGAGCGACUUUGUGCUGGAUAAACGUCGAAUUCUUACCUCGCCCUUACACUGCUAGCAGGAUCAGAUUGCAUUUCUUUCAUUAUUCUCCACUCUCCAGUUUCUUGAUCUGUUUCAAAGAACGCAGAGAAAAGAUAAUUCUCUUCAGUGUGUGGAAGUGGAAACAAUAACCUCAACUCCGCUUUGAAAAAAAUCUUUCUAAGAACUUUCUUCAGAGAUUUCACUCAGAUGAUGUAUACAAUGAAGAAACCAGUAUUUGGGGUUUAUGUAUGCUUGCUGCUUUGCUGUGCCUCUGCGCUUCUUAACACUGGUCCUGAAGAAGAUGAAGAAAAUUCUAACAUCAGAGAUGCUGAGUUACCACCACUGAUACUUGUACAUCCCUUUUGUGCCUUCAAGGCAGAAACAGGCCCAUGCAAAGCACUGCUGAGUAGAUUUUUUUUCAAUAUUCGGACUCAAAAAUGUGAAGAAUUUAUAUAUGGAGGCUGCGAAGGAAACCAGAAUCGAUUUAUUAGUCUGGAAGAGUGCAAAAAGCAAUGUACACUAGAGGAUUCAGAGAAAACCACAGAGAAAAACCCAUCACAGAAAGGAAAGCCAGCUUUUUGUUUCUUGGAAGAAGAUCCUGGAAUCUGCCGAGGUUAUUUAACUAGAUAUUUCUAUAAUAGUCAGUCAAAGAAAUGUGAGCGUUUCAAGUAUGGUGGAUGCCUUGGCAAUCGAAAUAACUUUGAAUCACUAAAAGACUGCAGGAACACCUGUGAGGACACAUUGCCUGUUUUCCAGGUGAAUGACUCAAGAGCAAAGACAGAUGCUGUAAAUAACAGUUCUUUGCUUGCCUCACUUGCCAGAGCUCCCGGUUUAUUGGUAUUCUUGUUUCGACUACUCAGCCAGCACAGACGGAGAUGUGACAUAACUUCUCACUCAAGUGGAGAGAUGUAUAUUAAGGCGUGAUUGUGCUCGGAACUUUAUUAUAAGAUACAAAAGUCAUAUUUUUGGCAAGAACACUACCAAAGUAGAAAGAAGGAAUUAAAAAUAUAUAUAUAGUGAGAUUGUCAAUGAUUUUUAACUACUACCUAUGCCCCAAGUUUUUUUGUAAAUUUACGUCAUAUUACACAAAUAUUUAUAGAAAGUAAACAGCAGCAGGUUUUAAAACAUGAUUUAAAAAUAGAACAAGAUAAAGAAAAAUUUUAUUUUAUUAUUUAGUUAGUUAGUUUGUUCUCAGGCUGGGGCUUGAUCCCUUAACAAUGUAUCCAACACUCCUUAAGGCCAUUUCUCUCUUUCUUUCUUCCUUUCUUUCUUUCUUUCAUUCUUUCUUAAUGGAUAAUUUUAUAUGGUGACUGUAUUUAAAAUUGGGAUAAAUGGUCUUCUUUGUUUUUGAGAGGACCAUAAAAUCUAUAUUCCUCCCAGAAAUAAUGUGAUUCUUUUCCUAGGAUAAUCAAGUAUCAGUGUGUGUGUGUGUGUGUGUGUGUGUGUGUGUGUGUGUGUGUGUGUGUGUGUGUGUGUGUAUUUUAAGUUCAUAAGCUCUAUUUACUUAUUUUAUUUGAGGGAACAGACAGAAAUUGAAAGGGCAGGGGAAAUAGAAAGGGAGAGACAGAAAGACAUCUGUAGCAUUGAUUCACUAUUUGUGAAGGUCUUCCCCUGCAGGUGAGGGCUGGGGGCUUGAACCCAGGUCCUUGUGCAUGCUAAUGCAUACACUUAGCCAUUGGUGCCACCACCCUGCCCCAAUAAUGUCAUUUUCUUUUGCUUUGGAACCUUUCCAUUUCCAGCAUGAUGUAAUACUGCAAUGACUUUGUAAGAAGUUUAAUAUAUAACGGUGGGCUGUGGUGGUCUAGUUGAGCACACGAGAUCAUGUCCAAGGAGCUGACUUCAAGCCCCUGGCCCCCACCUGCGGGGGAGCUUCAUGAGAUGUGAAGCAAUGUUGCAAGGGCCUCUCUGUAUCUCUCCCCCCCUAACUCUCAUUCCUUCUUUAUUUCUCUGUCUUACCAAAUAAAAAAAAAAGAAAGAAACAAAAAAGAAAAGAAUUUUUUUUUAUUUUUUAUUUAACAAAGGAGACAUUAACAAAAGCAUAGAAUAAGAGGGGUACAAUUCCGCACAAUUCCCAUAACCCAAUCUCCACAUCCCAUCCCCUCCCCUGAUAGCUUUCCCAUUCUCUAGCUCUCUGGGAGUAUGGAUCCAGGGUCGUUGUGGGUUGCAGAGGGUGGAAGGUCUGGCUUUUGUAAUUGCUUUCCCGCUGAACAUGGGCAUUAAAAACUUGGUAUGGAAGAUGUUUUAAUAUGAGAAAGGUAGAAAAAACUCCUCUUGCAACAUCUCCGGAGACUUCCAUGGUUUUUUUUUUUUUUUUUUUUUUUUGCCUGCAUCAUCCAACUGGCCCCCUGCUAAGUCCUUUCUUACUCCAACCAAGGCGUUGACUGAGACCUUCAGGUAACUCCUCCUGGCUAGGCAGAUAGUGCCUGAGGGCUCCAGCGGAGAUAGACUGCACAAGUGUUUAUGCCAAAGGCACUGGAGGUCCCAAGUUCAACCCAGUUGUCAUCAAAAGUUAGAACUGAGAAGUGCUCUGGUAAAAAAAAUAAAAUAAGAGAAAUAAAAGGGGAAGGAAGAAGAAAGGUGGGUAGGUAAAGAGAAAGGGGGGAGGGAAAAAGAUAUCUUUUGAUAUUCCACAGUAAAAGUAAUGGUAAUCUAAGUGUAAUUAUAGUAAUACGCUCUGCUAUAAUUUGAAAAUAAAGAUGAAAACAAGAAUGUCUAGGGAGUGACUCAACAGGUGAAUCAUCGUACUGAAGUGUGUAGGAGCCAGUGUCUUAUCCCAGAGUGCAGAUACCAGAGAAGUACGUAACUUCUCUCUCACUUCUUUCUCUCAUAGAAGCAAGCAAAUAUAGGAACAUACAGCUCUAUGCUUCUGUAAAAUCUUGUGUUGAAAAUUUAGCAAAGGUGUAAAGUUAUUGCUCUGUAUUAGACUUUUAUUUUAUUUUAUUAUAUUUCCCAGAGUACUGCUGAGCUCUGGCUUAUGGUAGUGCUGGGUCUAAACCUGUGACUUUAGAGCCUUAGGUGUGAAAGUUAUUUUCCAUAACUGUAUGCUAUAUCCCCAGUCCUAGGCAGUCUGUGUCCCUCUUCUCUCUCUCUCUCUUUCUCUUUCUCUCUCUCUCUCCCUCUGCAUCCAGGGUUAUCCCUGGGGCUCAGUAACAGCACUAUGAAGCCACAGCUCCUGGCAGUCAUUUUACCAUUUAUUAAGAUUUCUUUUUUUCUUUUUUCUUUUUUUAGAUAAGACAGACAGAAAUUGAGAGGGGAGGAGAGGGGAAGAGACAACUGCAGAUCUGCUUCAUCACUUGUGAAGCGUCCUCCCUGUAAGUGAGGAGUGAGGGCUCAGACCCGGCGCACUGCUCAGGCCCUCACACAUAGUGCUGUCUGUUUAACCUGCUGCACGACCCACAUGUCCCCAGUCCUAGACUCUCAAACAGUGUUUGCACUGCAGUCUAGGAGGUGGUACAAUGGAAAAAGUCUUGGACUCUUAAGCAUGAGGUCCUGAGUUCAAUACUCAACAGUGCAUGUAGCCAAGUGAUGCUUUGUUUUCUCUCUACUCCCUCCGCACAUCACACUCUCUUUCAUUAAUAAGUAUAUAUUUUUAAAAAAUACACAGAUUUGUGAGGUUGAGACAGAAACAACAGAACAUCACUGUGCAAUCUGGGAUCCAGAGUUGAAUCUAAUGUCUUCUGCACACAAAGCAUAUGUUCUACCACUGAACCGCCUCCCUGAUGUGAAAAGUUGUAAACCCUUUAAGAGUUUGAUUCAGUAUACAUGUGUAUGCACAUGCCCACAACACAAGUAGAAUAGUAGCCAUUUAAGAUGAGUCCCAUUUCUGUUAAGGGAUAGAUAAUGAAUGAGGCUCUGAAUUUAAUCCCCAGGAAUGAACACACACACACACACACACCAGUACUGUAUUCUCGUUCUCUCUCUCUCUCUCUCUCUCUCUCUCUCUCUGUGUUGGUUUUUCUCUUUCUAUUUAAAUGGAAAAGCAACCUGGGAGUGCUGAAAUUGUACAGAUGCAAGGUCACAUUGACACACACACACACCAUAUUAAUCACAUUUCUAAAGAAGUAAAAUGAUAAAUAAGUCAAAUGGCUUCCAUUAAUUAACAGUGGUUAAGUAUUCAAAAAUAGCUAGCUUGUGUUAUUUUCGGAGUAUUUUUCAAUAUAAUUUAUUGUUGCUUUUCAUUAGGUUUGUUCAAUUUUAGUGACAGUGAGUUGAUACUUUUUUAAUUUAUUUUUGUUUUUAGCUAAAAUAAUGUAAAUUAGCAUGAAUAUAUUUUCACCGAACCAUCUUGACUCAAGACAUAUAAAAGCUUACUAAGCAGAAUGAGAUUAAUUUUCACCUUUUCUUUCCAUAUUUUCACAUUAGUAGGCUACUUAAGUGAAUUCAAAGACAGUCUUUCUCUUUAAAGAAAAUUAAACUGCACUGUCUGUGCAGUCCCUUAUAGGGUGAGAUAAAGUUACUUGAGUGUGGUUGACUAAGUUAUGAGAAUACUUAGGAAGUUUCAGUAAGUGUUUGCCACUCAAAAGGCGUGCUGCCUUGUGUGUACCAUCUUCAGAAUUCAGGAUGCUAGUGACUGAGUCCUUUAGACUUCCUGCUCUGUGACACUCUGAUGGUGUAGAUGAGGAUUCUGAACCCCACUUGGGCUCUAAUUUCAGCUCGUCUGUUUACUAGCUGUGCAAAUUUUCUACUUCUUCUUUUUUUUUUUCUAUUUUAUUAGGGGGUUAAUGAUUUACAGUACUUUUGUUGACAUGUGCCUACAAUUUCUCAGUUCAGUGUGAUAGGUAUCUGCAAAACAUUCUAACACACACACACACACCACACAUACUACACACACACACACCACACAGGCCACACACACACACACCACCCUCCUUUCUCUCCUCCCUGCCCAGAGUCCUUUGCUUUGGUACACUUUACUUCAUGUUUUUCCUUUCUGUCCCUGUCUCCCAAGUUCCACCUAUGAAUGAGGUCAUCCAAUAUUUAUCCCCCUCUUCCUGAUUCAUCCCACCCAACACUAUUCAUUCAAGUUGUUCCCAAGGUGAGACAAAGACUGGCGUUUUAGAGUUUGGUCUUCAAUCCAUUUUGGUCUGGUUUGGGGACACGCUGUUAAGUGGUGGCCUAGUUUCACUUUUCUCCCUCUGGUUGCUGAGUUUUCCCAGCACGAUUUGUUAAGGAAAUCUUUUUCCCCCAUUGAGUGGUCUAGGCAUCUUUGCCAUACACUAGUUGUCUAUAUGUCUGAGUUUCUUCAGAAAUCCUAGUGGUAAUAUAGUGAGCUUUCCAGUGAUUUUUCUUCUUUUCUUGCUUUAUUUGGCUUGGUCCCAGAGUCAUCUGUCUGCUCCAGUGACUCCUUGGCCACGCCCCCAGGAUCUCCCAGAUUCUCUCCUUCUUAGUCUCUGUUUAUUUUUCUAUGAUAAAAUGAGGACAGUACUAGUAUAAUCCUUACUUGGAGGUGUAUUGUGGGUGAGAUAUAUAUUUGCAUACGACAAUCGACAAUCCCUGGACUGGUUCAAUUCCAGACACCCAAUUAUCAAACAUUUUGAUGACUCAUGACCACCUUUGUGUCUACGCUCACCUUUUAAUGUCUCCUUUACAUCAAUUUUAUGAUUUUGGGGUGGAGAGUAGAUAGCAUAAUGGUUAUGUAAUUGAUUCUUAUGCCUGAGGCUCCAAGGUCCCAGGUUCAAUCCCAUACUACCAUAAGCUAGAGCUGAACAGUGCUCUGGUAGAAAGAAAGAAAGAAAGAAAGAAAGAAAGAAAGAAAGAAAGAAAGAAAGA